GCGUCCUUGCGCAAUUGAAAAUCAAGCGCAUGCGCCGAAGGGACACUGGGUGGUUCUGCUUUGAAAGGACUACUGAGUGUGUGCUAUUCAGUCACGUUGCCGCGAUGGUCUCGGCUACCCCUGUGCCGGUCAAAAAGCCAAAUCGAAUAAAACGUUAUUUUAACGUCGACUAUCACUUAUUGAUAUGUUGUUCACUGGCGAUUGCCGUGUACGCGAAUACUCUGAAUGCUGGAUUCGUGUACGACGACAAUCAAGCAAUAAUAGCAAACGAAGACAUAAGAUCGUCAACCUCGGGCUCGAACCUUUGGUGGAAUGACUUUUGGGGCACGCCGAUGGGUACGGGAAAUUCACAUGGAUCGUAUAGACCAAUCACCGUUCUUACAUACAGAUUAAAUUACAGGUUUUCGGGCCUGAAGGCCACGUCGUACCACGCUACUAACGUGGCGCUACACGGGCUGGCCACCGGCCUGGUGCUGUCCGUCGCUCGGACGGUGACGUGCCGGCGCGGCGCCCUGCUGUCCGCCGCCCUGUUCGCGGUGCACCCGGUGCACGCGGACGCCGUGGCCUCGGUGGUCGGCCGGGCCGACGUGCUGUCGUGCGUGUUCUUCUUGCUGUCGUUCCUGUGCUACGGCCGGCACGUGCGGGCCAGGGACGGCCACCGUGCCCAUCACGGCCAACCGCAGCAAGGGCCCGGCUGCCGGCGGCCACAGCCGUGCUGCGCCAAAAGCGGCGCCGGACGUCCGGCGACCGCUUAUCUGGUGUUUUGCGUGCUGUUCGCGCUCCUGUCCAUGCUGUCCAAGGAAAACGGUAUAACCGUUAUGGCCGUGUGCAUCGGAUACGAACUCAUGCUGAGGCUGAGGUCCAUCAAGAAGUGGAACAAGGUUACUGCGGACCAGGAUUACAAGAGAACGCUAAAAGUGCUGGUGACCAGUACCGCGGUGAUGGUCGCAGGCCGGUUGUGCGUCAUGUCGGGCGCGGUUCCGUCGUUCGCGGCGUCAGACAAUCCGACGGCCAAACACCCGGACCCGAUUGUCAGGGCGCUGACAUUCCUGCACCUGCCCGUGGUCAGUGCCCAGUUGCUUGUGUGGCCACAAGUGCUCAGCUACGACUGGUCGAUGGACGCGGUGCCUCGGAUCGAGUCGGCGGCCGACCCACGGAACGUGGCUACCGUGCUAUUCUACGCGGCCCUGGCGGCUGUCGCCCGCGCUUCCGUCCUCCGGAAAUGGACUGCCGUGGCCUUAGCCGCCACCGUGUCCGUCGCCUCGUACAUUCCAGCGUCCAACGCCUUGUUCUACGUCGGUUUCGUGGUGGCCGAGCGCGUGCUGUACAUACCAAGCGUGGGCUACUGCUUGUUGGUUGGCUGUUCGGCCGCCGCGCUCGCCAAGUCAACCAGUGGUCGCCGGUCAACCGUCGUGUACGCACUGUAUGCCGCGACGGUGGCCACAUACGGUCUGCGGACCGUGCUCAGGAAUCGCGAUUGGCACGAUGAAGAAUCCCUUUACCGGUCCGGUAUCCAAGUAAACCCUCCAAAAUCCUACGGAAAUCUUGGUUCGAUACUCAGCUCUCAAGGCAGAACGAAUGAAGCAGAAAUGGCAUACCGAUCCGCACUCAAACACCGGCCCAACAUGGCUGAUGUACAUUACAAUCUUGGAAAUCUAUUAAGGAAUAACAAAAAUUAUGAAGAAGCAAUUUUGAGCUACAGGUCGGCGAUCAAUUUCAGACCUACAUUAGCGUUGGCCUAUUUGAGUCUGGGCGAUUGUUUGGCAGCUACUAAUCGAUACACUGAAGCCGAAGCAGUGUUGAAAAAGUGUCUAUGUUUGGACGGAUCCAAAGUAAAAGACAUUAGAUCACAUGUUGCCGCUAAAAAGUCAUGCGUGCUACGAUUAGGCAGAAUGUUCGCAACGAUUGGAAAACACCAAGAAGCCGUAAAAGUGUUUAAAUCGAGCAUCAAAACUGAUGAAUCUUCGUCGCAGGCAAUGCUGUACGCCUUGGCAGACUCCCUCUCGGCGCUUGGCAGAGACGCGGAAGCCGAGCUCUACUACAGACAGUUGCUCCGGGUCAACCCUACAGACGUGUCCGCCUUCCUGACGUACGGCGAUCUCUUGGCCAAAAACAGGUCGAGAGUAUCCGAGGCGGAAGAAUGGUACGGCAAAGCGCACAAAACAGCGCCGGACGACCCGAUGGUGCGGACUAGAUACGCUGAUUUCCUAUCUUCCGUGGGUAGGUUGGACGAUGCGGUGGAGCAAUACGAGGCGGCCGCGGAGCUGGCUUCUGAUGACCACGAGAUCGUGGUCAAAACGGCUACGACGCUACGCAAGGCCGGCCGGACAUUUGACUCGGAGAAGUACUACAGGUGGGCCGUGCGACUUUACCCUCAGGACGCAGCGAGCCACAGCAAUUUGGGAGCUAUACUUCACAUCAACAACAAAUUAGACGAGGCAGAACGUUCGUAUAAAAACGCGUUACGACUGCAGCCGGACGACGCGACCACGUUGGCAAAUCUUCGGAAACUCAAAAACGUCCAUCACAAUCAUCGGCACACGGUUAAAUGAACGAUAUCCACCAUCUGUAAAAUUAUAAAGGUUCAUCCCAGCCGUGGUCAUCAUAUCGUCGCCAAUUUCCUACAAUACAUUAUAAAUCAUAUUAUUCUAUUUAUUUCGUUAUUUUCCAUUGAACACUUAUGCUUUUUCGUAUCUUUUUGUUUUGUAACAAUAUUUUAUGAUGUUAAUUCUUUCUUUACGUUUUUUUUUUUUUUCAAAACAAUACUCGUUGACAUUAUUACAAUAUUAUAUAUAUAUAUAUAUGAA
Messenger RNA from Aphis gossypii (cotton aphid), 2807 nucleotides. Its product is annotated as protein O-mannosyl-transferase TMTC2-like. Bases 30 to 2552 code for a protein of 840 amino acids. NCBI's taxonomy places the organism in Eukaryota, Metazoa, Arthropoda, Insecta, Hemiptera, Aphididae. The transcript has 11 exons. Gene Ontology annotation, cellular component: endoplasmic reticulum membrane. The record is from RefSeq and is a predicted model, not a curated record. Gene Ontology annotation, biological process: protein O-linked glycosylation via mannose. Gene Ontology annotation, molecular function: protein binding; mannosyltransferase activity.